Molecule: messenger RNA, 166 nt
Organism: Ambispora leptoticha
Lineage: Eukaryota; Fungi; Glomeromycota; Glomeromycetes; Archaeosporales; Ambisporaceae
Source: the annotation of a GenBank genome assembly
AGAACCGACGGCUCCAAAAAACAAUAAACCAGAGAAAGCGCGCGACGACAGCACUAGCAAAAUGAUGGCUCCAAAAUGCGAUGACUCCAAAGAGACACGACACCAGAAAAACAACAGCCCCAAAAAAACGACGAUGCUAAGGAAAAAUGUGACCCAUGAACGAUAG